This is a messenger RNA of Drosophila novamexicana, 1347 nucleotides long. It is a transcript of the gene Gr5a, whose product is annotated as gustatory receptor 5a for trehalose. The transcript is spliced from 7 exons. The record is from RefSeq and is a predicted model, not a curated record. Bases 1 to 1347 code for a protein of 448 amino acids. Gene Ontology annotation, cellular component: membrane. NCBI's taxonomy places the organism in Eukaryota, Metazoa, Arthropoda, Insecta, Diptera, Drosophilidae. Gene Ontology annotation, biological process: sensory perception of sweet taste; detection of chemical stimulus involved in sensory perception of taste. Gene Ontology annotation, molecular function: sweet taste receptor activity.
AUGUGGCGAAUGCAAAUGCGGCGACAUCGCAUUGGUCAGCGCUGCCAACGCCUGCGCCAGCAGCUGCAGCAGCACGGCCGUGCUUGGCUGGAGCAACUGCAGCAGCGCAGGGCGUGGCGCGUGGGCUGCGCCCGCCCACGGCACAGCCACUCGCACGACGGCAGCUUCCAUCAGGCGGUGGCGCCAGUGCUCGUCCUUGCCCAGUGCUUCAGCCUGAUGCCGGUGCGCGGCGUGCGCGCGGCGUCCGCCCGGGGCCUGUACUUCAGCAGGCACAGCUGGCGCACCUGGUACAGUCUGGUCUACAUUUGCUGCACCUCGGUGGAUACGCUCUUCACCAUCAACCUGGCGGUGCAUGGCACUCUGGAUGUUCGCAGUGUGGAACCGAUUGUAUUCCACGUGAGCAUUUUGUGGGGCUCCUAUUACUUCCUGCAACUGGCGCGCCGUUGGCCAGCCCUGAUGCGGCGCUGGGCACACGUGGAGCAGCAGCUGCCCGGGUAUGAGAACUGGCGGCAACGCGAGCAUCUCACGCGGCGCAUUCACAGCGUGUCGCUGGCCCUGCUGACGCUCUCGCUGAUGGAGCACCUGCUCAGCAUUUUGUCGGCGGUUUAUCAUGACUAUUGUCCCAUGCGCAAGGAUCCCAUCGAAUCGUAUUUGUAUGCUGACGCCCAGCAGCUGUUCUAUGUCUUUCCCUACUCGAACUGGCUGGGCUGGCUGGGCAAGAUCCAGAACGUGAUGCUCACCUUCGGCUGGAACUACAUCGAUCUGUUCGUCAUCAUUGUGGGCAUGGGUCUCAGCGAGCUGCUGGCGCGGCUCACGCGCCAACUGCAGCAUCUCGUGCAACAGCCCAUGCCGGAGGUAUUCUGGACCUAUGUGCGCACUCGAUAUCGCUCCAUUGUCGAGCUCAUCUACGAUGUGGACGAGGCUGUCUCCGGCAUUAUGCUAAUCUCCUUCGGCAGCAAUUUGUACUUUGUCUGCCUGCAGCUGCUCAAGAGCAUCAACAAAAUGCCCUCGAUUGUGCAUGCCGUUUACUUUUACUUCUCGCUCUCAUUUCUUAUCGGGCGUUCGUUGUCGGUUCUGCUGUUUGUGUCCUCGGUGCACGAUCGGUCGCGGGAGCCGCUGCGUCUGCUGCAGCUGGUGCCGACCGGCGGCUAUCAUGGCGAGGUGUCACGCCUUGCCAGCGAGCUGUCAAGCGAUAAUGUGGCGCUGAGCGGCCUGCGGUUUUUCAGCAUCACCAGGAAGCUCUGUCUGGCAGUCGCGGGCAGCAUUGUUACCUACGAGCUGGUGCUCAUACAAUUCCACGAGGAUGAAAAGUCAUGGGACUGUGUCGCACAGCCGCCGCUCCACUAG